GUUCUGAACGAAAUGAUAACGACAUUUAUAAAAAUAAGUAAAAAAGGGAAUCAUUCUUCAUUUGAUGUGGAGUAAGUCAACGAAGUUGUUCGACAUUUGUAUUCAGAGACAUAUAAUUUGAAAUAUUAAAAUGUUUCGUCUAACUAUUUUAUUUGCGAUUUAUUUGAUGGCAUAUACAUGUCAAAUUCAAGCAAAUUCUCUAACCGAAGGCCUUUCUACUUUUGCAUCCGAUUUAUAUAAGCAAUGUGCGAAAUCACGACCGAAGACAAAUAUAUUAAUAUCACCAUUUUGCGUUUCAAAUUCACUUGCACUUUUGGCUCAGGGUAGUAAAGGACAGACAUAUGAUGUUUUGAAAAAUGGACUUCAUUUCAUGGCUGAUAGAGCAUUGAUGCCAGAUCAAUUUAAUGAAACCUAUACUUCACUGUCGAGAGGUGCUGGAAGUUCAACAUUAACGGUUGCCAAUAAAGUGUAUCUACAAAAUGGUUAUCAAAUAAAUAGAGAUUUUCAAAAUGUGGCCCGUAAAAAGUUCCAUGCCGAUAUUGAAAAUAUCAAUUUUAGCAACAGCGUGGAUGCAGCAACAAAAAUGAAUACAUAUGUGGAGGAUAAAACAAACCAUAUGAUUAAAGAUUUCAUCAAACCAGAAAUGGUGGGUGCCGAUUCACGUUUGGUCUUAAUAAAUGCCCUCUAUUUCAAAGGCAAUUGGGAGCAUCAAUUCGAUGAGAAAAAAACCAGCAAGGGCACAUUUUAUUUAAGCAAAACCCAAACGGUGGAAAAAGAUUUUAUGUAUAUCGGAACCGAUUUUAAUUAUGCAUAUGUCGAAGAAUUGAAUGCGACUGCAGUUCAGUUGAAAUACGAAAAUUCACAUCUAUCAUUUGUUAUUGUUUUGCCAAUUGAAUAUGAAUUGGAUGGUUUAGAAUCGAAAUUAGAAAACUAUAACUUGGCCAAAAUAACCGAACAAAUGGAACCGAUAGAUGUCGAUUUAUAUGUUCCAAAAUUCAAACUGCAAUACGAAGUCAGUUUAAACAAAAUGUUGACCAAUAUGGGAAUGGGUUCGAUAUUUUCAGAGUAUGCUGAAUUGAGUGGACUUAUAGAUACAAAACAACAAUUGAAAGUCAGUGAUGUUAUUCAUAAGACUGUAAUCGACUUCAAUGAAAAGGGCUCCGAGGCAGCCGCUGCUUCCGGUGUACAAAUUACAGCUUAUAGUUACCCAGCAAACUUCACCGCCGACCAUCCAUUUUUCUUCUAUAUUUGGGAUGACAGUAACAAAAUGCCAAUUUUCACAGGGCGCUUUUUAAAUUUUGAAAAUGGUCCUGUACUCCAAACCACUCCAAAACCAAUACCAACACCAUCAACAACACCAUCACCACCAGGUCCAAGAGAAUGCAAAUGGUGGUCAUUAUUUUGUUUCAGACUUUGUGGGUUGUUGCGUAUAUUAAUAGCGUUGGCAAUUUGCACGGCAUCCAUAGCCGCCAAGGCGAACAUGUCAAAUAAUAAACUUAUAGAGAAAGGAGUUCCGAAGUUUUCCAUGGAUUUAUAUCAGCAAUGUGCCCGAUCAACAAAUGGUAAUAUAAUAAUUUCGCCAUUUUCGGUGGUAAAAGCGCUCGAGCUGCUGUCUAAAGGCGCCAGAGGAAAUACAUAUGAAGAAAUUAAAACAGCACUUUAUUUGAAUGACCUUGGAAAGCUUCAAGUAAAUGUUCAGAAAUAUAUUCGAUUGAUUCGAAAGGGAGCGCGUGAAGCAACAUUAUCAAUAGCCAAUCGAAUUUUCGUCCAAAAUGGUUAUACCAUAAAUAAAAAAUUCCUCAAUUCGCAAAAAAACAAUCCGAAGUUGGCACCUGUUCGGUCUGUUGAAUUUUCAAAUAAUGUAAAAGCAGCUGAAACGAUAAAUCAGUUUGUCGAAUCGAAAACAAAUCAUAAGAUCAAAGACUUCAUAAAUCCGAGUAUGUUAAAUUCACUAACUCGCGUCGUUUUGGUGAAUGCAAUCUAUUUCAGAGGCAAUUGGGAACAUCAAUUCGAUAAACAACGUACGCAUCGCAAUCGUUUUUAUCUAAAUCAAAGACAAUCAGCUCCAGCCGAUUUUAUGUUUAUUAGUGAACAAUUUAAUAAUGGAUAUAUUGAGCAUUUGGACGCAUCAACACUUCAAAUGAAUUAUGCAAAUUCCAGUUUAUCCAUGGUGUUUGUGUUACCAACCGAUAUUGGUGGACUACCAGCACUCGAAUCCAAAUUGGCCAAUUACGAUGUAGCAAAAAUUGUCGAUCAAAUGGAAAUGACAAAUAUCGAAGUGACGAUUCCAAAGUUCAAAAUUGAAUACGAAAGCAGUUUGAAAAGUGCCUUACAAUCUAUGGGCUUAACAGACAUGUUCACACAGACAGCCGACUUUAGCGAUCUUCUAGAAGAGAAAAAUGUUCAAUUAUAUGUGUCGGAUGUUUUUCAUAAAGCAUACAUUGAAGUUGAUGAGUCUGGCACCGAAGCAGCCGCCGCCACUGGCAUACAUUUGAUGGAUCGAACAUUGCCACCAUCAUUCACUGCAGAUCAUCCAUUUUUCUUCUUUAUAUAUGAUAGCAAGAGCAGAACCACUGUUUUCAGUGGACGUGUAACAACAUUCAAUUGAAAUGAGAUUACACAAUCAAUACAAAAAUACUUACUCUACAAUAACACAUUCAACUCAACAGCUUUUAAAUAUUUCCAUGGAAUCAAUCGAUUUUAUCUGGCGAUAGAUAUAUCCGCAUACGGCGACACAGCACUAGCGCUCCAGGCUGCUAGAUAUACACAAAAAUGAAUCCUUGCCUUUAUACCAAGGAUAUGAAAUGCCAAGGACAAGAAAAAAGGUAUUUCAUUUUAGUAUUUAAGACAAAUUGAUACCAAAGUUACACCAUUAACUAUUUUGCUACAUAUAAAUAAUUCAAUAAAAAUAAUAAGUUUUACCUCUGAUACACAAA
Messenger RNA from Contarinia nasturtii (swede midge), 2936 nucleotides. RefSeq lists its product as uncharacterized. Gene Ontology annotation, molecular function: serine-type endopeptidase inhibitor activity. The record is from RefSeq and is a predicted model, not a curated record. The transcript is spliced from 11 exons. Bases 131 to 2608 code for a protein of 825 amino acids. NCBI's taxonomy places the organism in Eukaryota, Metazoa, Arthropoda, Insecta, Diptera, Cecidomyiidae.